GGUAUCAUUUUCCAAAAAAAAUAAUAAACGAACAAAAAAAUAGAACAAAAAUGUCAAAUGAUAGUGAUAGUGAAGUGGUAUCGUUAUGAAAACGCGAUUAGUUUUCACAGCUGUUUAUCUCGUAGACUGACACGUCAGGACCCGGAACAUCUCGAAAAUUCCCAACUCCGUCCAAUGGCUUCUCUACGCUGUGAUCGAAAUUAGAGAACUCCCUAUUUCCAGAAUUCUCCAAGUUCAAAGUCGUUCGUAUCGACUUGGAUCCAAUUACUUCGUGACAUGAUUUUUUCGCCCAUUUUUUCGACCUAAUGAACGAGAAGAUGAUGUUCCGUUUUCAAUGUCUAAAACCAACAAAUUGGAACUGUGGAACGGGGAAGUGAACACUUUAAUUUUUCAAUGCUGUAAGGAAAAGAAGGAGGAAGCAGAGAUGUGGCUGACAACAUCCGUGUCUGCGAGCCUCGGUGCAGAUGAAGUUGCCGCUCGUUUGCACGUUGAUCCAAAGACAGGCUUGAGCUGGCCGGAGGCUGAACAGAGAAGGUCGUUGGUUGGUUACAACGAGUUGACUGUGAAGGACGAAGAGCCAACGUGGAAAAAAUAUGUGGAACAGUUCAAAAAUCCUCUCAUUUUGAUGCUUCUUGGUUCUGCAUUCGUCAGUGUUUGUAUGAAACAAUUUGACGACGCAGUCAGCAUAACAGUGGCAAUCAUCAUUGUGGUCACUGUUGCAUUCGUUCAAGAGUAUCGAUCUGAAAAAUCUCUCGAAGAACUUAACAAACUGGUACCACCCACUUGUCAUUGCCUUCGGGAAGGAAGAGUGGAAUCUUUUCGUGCUAGAAAUUUGGUUCCCGGUGAUAUCGUAUACUUAAACAUCGGCGAUCGAGUGCCAGCGGAUGUGAGAAUUUACGAAGCGAUCGAUUUGGCGAUCGACGAGAGCAGUUUCACGGGCGAAACUGAACCUGCGACGAAAACAACAGCUCCGCUGCUCAAGAGCAAUGGACAUACGUCCAAGAAAAAUAUUGCUUUCAUGGGAACCCUCGUACGAUGCGGAAAUGGCAAAGGAAUCGUGAUCAAUACCGGUGAGAAGAGUGAGUUUGGAGAAGUGUUUGCGAUGAUGCAAGCGGAAGAGGCCCCGAAAACUCCUCUCCAAAACAGCAUGAGUAUUCUUGGUGCUCAAUUGUCGUUCUACUCGUUCUGCAUAAUCGGAGUAAUAAUGUUGCUCGGAUGGAUUCAGGGGAAAGCAUUAUUGGAGAUGCUGACGAUAGGUGUGAGUCUGGCAGUCGCUGCCAUUCCGGAAGGACUCCCGAUCGUUGUCACGGUCACUCUCGCUUUGGGGGUCAUGCGGAUGGCGAAAAGAAAAGCGAUUGUCAAAAAGCUCCCGACGGUUGAGACUCUGGGCUGCGUUAACGUAAUUUGCUCCGACAAAACUGGAACGAUUACGAAAAAUGAAAUGACUGCGACGAUUCUCGUAACUCCGGAAGGAUACGUGGCCGAUGUUACCGGCACCGGCUACAACGAUCGGGGACACGUGCGAAUUCGCAAAAUGGAAAACAUCGAACUCGCACAAGCGGCAAUCAAUCAAUUGUUGGAGGUCGGCUGCGUUUGUAACAACGCAGUUAUUCAGGACGACACUCUUCUGGGACAACCGACCGAAGGUGCCCUCGUCGCGGUUGCCAUGAAAAACGGGAUGUACGGAGUUGCCGAGAAAUAUUUGAGGCUCCAAGAGUAUCCGUUUUCGUCGGAGCAAAAAAUGAUGGCGGUCAAAUGUACACCGAAAUAUUCUGAGAAUAGGGAAGAAAUUUACUUCGCGAAGGGAGCUCUAGAAAAAAUUUUGCCUCAGUGCACCAAAUAUUCGGCCAAUGGACAAUUGUAUCCGUUAAAUCAGAAAAAAGACGAAGAAUUUUUGGCAGAGGCUCACGAGAUCGGGCAACAAGGAUUGAGAGUUUUGGGAUUGGCGAGAGGAACGUCUCUUCAGGAUUUAAUUUACAUGGGUCUUGUUGGCAUCUGCGAUCCGCCGAGGGAAGGAGUUCGCGAGGCGAUCACGACUCUCGUCAACAGCGGUGUUCAAGUUAAAAUGGUGACAGGAGAUGCCAAAGACACUGCUGGUUCAAUAGCGAGUAUGAUCGGUCUCGACACCCUCCACAUGAACCUAUUGUCCGGGGAAGAGAUCGAUAUGAUGUCCGAGAACCAACUCGAGCAGGAGAUCGAAAACGUGAGCGUUUUUUAUCGCGUAACACCAAAACACAAGCUGUGCAUCGUCAAAGCUCUCCAGAGAAACGGCCACAUUGUUGGCAUGACUGGCGACGGUGUCAACGACGGAGUCGCCCUUAAGAAAGCUGAUAUCGGUAUUGCUAUGGGCAAAAAUGGUACUGACGUCUGCAAAGAAGCUGCGGACAUGAUCCUCGUAGACGACGACUUCAAAACAAUAAUCUCAGCGAUCGAAGAAGGCAAAGGAAUAUUCCACAACAUAAGAAAUUUCGUGAAAUUUCAAUUGUCGACGAGCAUUGCAGCGUUGUCAUUAAUCGCCCUUGCCACUUUAAUGGGUAUUCCAAAUCCUUUGAACGCAAUGCAAAUAUUGUGGAUCAAUAUUAUAAUGGACGGUCCACCUGCUCAGAGCUUGGGAGUCGAGCCAGUCGACAAAGACGUUCUUAAUCAAAAGCCUCGGGACACGAAAGAACCGAUGAUCACUCGGAGUGUCGUCAUUAACGUUCUUUUGUCUGCAAUUGUUAUAAUCCUUGGUACACUUUGGGUUUACAAUCGUGAAAUGACUUCGGAUGGCAUAACCGCCAGGGACACUACGAUGACGUUCACCUGUUUCGUUUUUUUCGAUAUGUUUAACGCUCUGAGUUGUCGAUCUCAGACUAAAUCUAUCUUCACAAUUGGUUUGUUCAGCAACAAAAUGUUCCUUGUCGCUGUUUCUCUGUCGGUGGUUGGUCAAAUGCUGGUCAUUUAUUUUCCCCCGUUGCAACGAGUUUUCCAAACUGAAGCUCUAACUGUAAAAGAUAUCGUGUUUUUGGUGGCACUCACGUCGAGCGUGUUCGUGAUAAGCGAGGCGAAGAAAUUAUUGGAGCGUCAAUGGGAGAGGCGAAAGAGCAGUGCCAGGUAUUAUAAGAGCAGAAAGUGCUCCGUCUCAACACCGAGAAACUCUGCCAAGUAAACCAAGUGCGAGACUCAAAAAAUGAAUAAAAACCUAACGAAAGCGAGUCAACGCGAAGACGUGCAAAAAACAAUGAACAAAAGAGCAUGAAUUUUGGGCAUCUCCCCUUCGGGGACCACGCUAGAGGCUCUACGACACACGUGCGUCGAAAACGUCUCUGUCAUCCUUUCAACGAAUCACUAACAACAACCUAAACAGUUAUUAAUCUCCUCGGCCUUUCCCCGUCCUGCGAAGUCUUCAAAAAAAUUACCUCGACAAUGAGAUUUCAGCACAACGACAAUCCUGGACGACGUGAAACCAAAAAUACAUGAAAUAUCGUCUCGCCAUAAAACACACACACACACACACCGAUGCAUGAGAAUUGAUCUUAAACAAAUGAAAAAAUGACUGAAGAACAAGAAACGAGCCACGUCCACUGCGAUCAAUGGUUCGUACUCAUUUCAUCAUCCCUUUUCCUUUGAUCCAACACAUUAACCUAAAUAUAAACACUCCGUUUUUGAGCAAAACAACAUCAAAUAUACUCUUCACCAUUGGGAUAAAACUGAUAAACUUUAGGGUGACAAAUGAUAAUAAUAUUCAAUUUUUUGCUACGGUGUUACACUCUUUGUACUGCUACACAUUUGUCAAAUUAGAAUUUUCCAAAAUGAACUGUGUGUGCGUGUCUGAGAAAGAUAGAAGAACUUAAAAUAAUUGUUACACUCGUAGUGUUUAAACUUUUCGUAGUCGAAUUGAGUGUUGGACAUUUUUUCAUCUCCGAUCUUCUUUGUCUCUCUUGUAAACUUAUUCACUUACUUUUUCUCAUUAUUUUUCUCUUUUUCUCGAUUUUUUCGACCUCACGGAUCUCAUUAUCGUAGAUUUCAUAUUCCGGCGUCUCAAUUUCCACGAAAGUUUUUCGUUUUGUCAUAAAAAUUUGUUAAGCCCCAUUUUCAUCGUCUCACAUUUUGUCAUUUUCCAAUAUUCUUUGUUUUCAAUCGAAUUUUCUUUCGAACUUCUGGUUACAUGGUGCUGAUGAAUAAUCAUUUGAUUGUUCGUUGAAUGCAGGAGUUAUCGACAAAUGACGUUUGACAAUUCGAUGACGAUUUUUGCAUCAUUAUUCUCCAAAUCAAAGUCCACAGCAUCCAAAAAGUGGCUGAAAUUCUUAAGAAAUUAAAAAGAAAUGUUGAGGAUCAACAUUUUCGAGCAACAAGAAGUUUUCGGCUCAAAAUACUUUCGUGAAGAUCGAGACGAGGUUAGAAAUUUUUUAUUUACAAAACACCAAGAACCGCGAAAAAAACAAACGACUUUGAAUCAUUUUUAACGACGAAACUUUCUUAUUCUGCUCUGGCUGUGUAUCAUAUCUCAUUAAUUUUUUUCAUUUUAUUGUACAUAAAAGCACACACACACACACACACACACACACACACACACACACACACACACACACACACACACACACACACACACACACACACACACACACGAAAAAAACGAAAAAAAAAUGAAAAAAUAAUCAUAAAUCGUGAACAUUUCUGGGUUAGGGGCACGCGUGUGCUUUUCGUAAAUAUGAUCUUUUUCCUCGCUCACUCUUCCUCUCCUUUCAUCGUUCAAUCUUUCACCCACGACACGAAUACCGAAAAUAAAAAAAACAAAUAAGUGCAAAAAAAAUCCGCACCUAUAAUGGCACAGCGUUUUGCACACGUUCGUCAAUUUUUUCGAGCCUCGUUUUUCGUUCGUCCAUUAUUGAAAUAAGGAAGAUAAAAAAAAAGAGGGAAGAACGGGGCCCAGCAAUGCUCUCCUCGCACUCGUAUAGUAGUCUUGUUUAGAAAUAUUUUCUAACCUCUUUCUCGUUCGCUUGCGCCGCUAAAGUCCAACAUUGAUUAUCUCGUGUCCAUUUAAUAAGCUCCCAAAUAAAAUGACACUUAUCAAUCGCAAUAUUUGUGAAAAUAAGGAUCAAAGAAAAAAAAAAGAUUGAACAUUCAAAACGAAGCAAUGAACAAGUCCAAUUUGUAAUCCUUUUAAAUCGAUAAUUAAUAAGCGACUUCAAUCGAGUAGUAAAAAAUAUUAGUCAAUAUUUCAAACGCUUUUUUCAUGUACAUUCCGUUCUCGAACUAUUUUUAAUAUCUGUUUUUUUUUUUCAAUCGUUUAUACUAGAUUGUUUAGUCAAGAAUUUUUAUAAAAUCUGAAUUUUUGCAAUAAUCAACGUCCAAAAAUCCAGUGAAUUUGAAAAAAAAGAUGAAGGCAAAGGCUUUGUGCGAUUCGUUCAAUAUUCCAUUCGAAAAUGUGCAAAUGAUUAUCAUUUUUCCAACAAAUAUUUUAUUUGUCAUUUUUCCUAAAACGUUAUUGUUGCUUUUUUUGGUUAUCUUAUUGUAACGAAAUACAGACAUUCAGAUCGACAGGAAAGAUUGACUACAAAUGUGAAAUUUUCAUUCAUCGAGUGGAUACUGCAUUUUUCAAGUUUUUACUGUCAUUAAAAACUGGAGAGUUUUUAUUUUAAAUGACAAUUUUUUAAUUAGAGCAAACAAAAACGAGUAAAAAAUAUACAGGCAUUAUAUUUUGUGCUGGUUACGAAUUUUGCUGUACGUACUUAUACGAAAUAGGGAAAAAGAAUGAAAGAAAGCAAUACUGAAACGACGUCACUUGCAUUUACCAUCACGUUGGGUAUCUCACCGCAUUUUUCAAUGAAUCAAGCGUUUAUUUGAAUAUUUAAAAAAUUAUUAUUUAAUAUGACAAGGCACAAUAGGGAAUGAAAAAGGAAAUUGUGAGUCAACGACGAUGUUGAAAUUCUGAUAACCUAGUGAAAAUGAACCUUUUUACAAAGUGGCAACAAAAGUGAAAAGUGCCAUUUUAUUAUUUUCAUCGUCCUCGCUCCCAUCAGGGGACGAAAUUACAUUAAUAUCAAUUGUUUAUCGAUUAUAACUUUGUGCGAAUAUUGUUUGAGACGUUUUUUUGUUCAAACUUAUUGCAUAAUAAAGUGAAAUCAACGGUG
This is a messenger RNA of Venturia canescens, 6113 nucleotides long. It is a transcript of the gene SPoCk, whose product is annotated as secretory pathway calcium atpase. The record is from RefSeq and is a predicted model, not a curated record. NCBI's taxonomy places the organism in Eukaryota, Metazoa, Arthropoda, Insecta, Hymenoptera, Ichneumonidae. Gene Ontology annotation, biological process: calcium ion transmembrane transport; manganese ion transport; intracellular calcium ion homeostasis. The transcript has 17 exons. Gene Ontology annotation, cellular component: Golgi membrane; plasma membrane; endoplasmic reticulum. Gene Ontology annotation, molecular function: ATP binding; P-type calcium transporter activity; ATP hydrolysis activity. Bases 335 to 3148 code for a protein of 937 amino acids.